Molecule: messenger RNA, 1669 nt
Organism: Colossoma macropomum (tambaqui)
Lineage: Eukaryota; Metazoa; Chordata; Actinopteri; Characiformes; Serrasalmidae
Gene: vti1a
Product: vesicle transport through interaction with t-SNAREs 1A
Exons: 8
Coding region: 111-674 (187 amino acids)
Biological process (GO): Golgi to vacuole transport; retrograde transport, endosome to Golgi; intracellular protein transport
Cellular component (GO): endoplasmic reticulum membrane; late endosome membrane; SNARE complex
Molecular function (GO): SNARE binding; SNAP receptor activity
Source: RefSeq, a predicted model, not a curated record
GAUUGGGGUAACACAGCCAGGAAGUGACGGCGACGUCAAUAACAACAUUUGAUGCAGUAAGAGAGACGCGCUCCCUGUUUUAACACCUUUAAAACUCACAGCUUACAACGAUGUCGUCGGAUUUCGAAGCCUACGAGCAGGAGUUUGGCACUCUUACCGCGGAAAUCACCAACAAAAUCGGCAGAAUACCCAAACUGGGUGGCGAGGAGAAGACGCAGCUGGUUCUAAAUGUCGACAAACAGCUUGAAGAAGUCAGAGAGUUGUUGGAGCAGAUGGACCUGGAGGUUCGAGAGAUUCCUGUCCAGAGCAGAGGAAUGUACAACAGCCGCUUGAAGAGCUACAAACAGGAGAUGGAGAAGCUGGAGAAGGACUUUAAAAGGUCACGUAUUGCCUACAGUGAUGAGGUGCGGAACGAGCUCCUCGGGGAUGAUGGCAGUUCCUCUGAGAGUCAGAGAGCACAUCUGUUGGACAACACAGAGAGGCUGGAAAGGUCAUCUCGGAGACUGGAGGCUGGCUACCAGAUAGCUGUGGAAACUGAGCAAAUAGGACAAGAGAUUCUAUCCAACUUGCACAGCGACCGUGAGAAGAUCCAGAGAUCCAGAGACCGGCUGAGAGAGACGGAUGCUAACCUGGGCAAAAGCUCACGUAUCCUGACCGGCAUGCUGAGAAGGUAAGAGGAAGGAUCAUUCAGAAUCGGAUCCUGGUCUUCAUCCUGGGCGCAAUCAUCCUCCUCACCAUCGUCCUGGCCAUCUAUUUCAAUCUGCGAGGGCACUGAUCUCCACUGACUGGUCCUGUGUGUGUGCGUGCGUGUGUGAUUAAUAGCGACAAAAGCGGGCUGGAGUAAUUAGGACAAAUUGUUCACAUGAAUCAUUCCUGGUGGGCAGUGACAGGUGAUCUCCUCUGCUCUCUCUCUCCCAGAGCAGAGCUAAACCUGAGUCUGCUCUCUUCCCCAUUUAUGUUUAUACUGCUAGGACUCUAAUCUUCCAGCCUUUUUGCAUGGCAUCUCCCUAUAGACUGACCAUUUGCAGGUGUCUGAACAAUAAGACAGAGGUGGAAGAAAUAACACCAAGUCUUUCUUUAUUUUGACCUGCUGUUUUAUUAUAUAUAUUUUUUAUCUUUAAUUCAUAAUUCAUGUUCAAAUUCCGUCUCUAUAUAUGUGUGUAUGUGCACAAGCAUGUGUAUCUAUAUAAUCCCAGCUGGCCUCUACCCUCUCCUGGGUGUGUGACGUGUGCAAAAAGGGCCUUGGUCAGGCCCCCAGUGCAGUAGCACUUAGCACACGGUGCAGAAUCACACACUACACACGGCCCAAAGGUCAAUGCCUUUAGCAGCAGACACACACACGCCUCUCUCAGUUGCGCUUCAUCCAGGAUUAGUAGCUUCUCACGCUGUUCGUCUAAGGUCAAUAAAGGCCUUGCGUGUGUUCAGGCAAACCAGCAGGACCACUUUUAAACCUAUGGCCACUCAUAGCUUUACUAAUGAUGUACGGCAUAAUCAUUUGUUAUAGCGCACACACAGUGUACUAAUGAGGAUUGUUAUCUGUAUUUAUUUCAUGUUGAUGGUUACUGUAUUGAUGUGUUUUCCCUCUUUCAGUUAAUAUGAAAUUGAUUUUAGCGAUACUGAAGACUGUAUUAUUUCUCUCUAAUAUAAAAAACACCAUAUUUCUCUGGCA